UCAAAACAUCUUAUUAGUUUACUUAUAAAAUAAGUCGAUGAAUGUGUGUCAAUGAUUACGCGCUGUAAAUAAAAACUGUAAAUAAAAAUUAAUAUAUUUCAUCGAUGAAUAAAAGAACUCGGAUACAUUUGCGCUUCGUGUGAUUGAUCAAUCGAUGACUUAAAAAAAAACUUGCCUUGUACCAAACUAUGUAUGUUAAUCUAUACAGAUGAAAGUUCGGUCGCAAAGACGCGGUUAGGAAUCGUAAGUUAGGAUGGGAGAAGGCUGUGACGGACGGGGAGAGGCGUGAUUUUUGUAACUACUGGUGGGAUUGAGCGAGUAAUCGAAAGAGGCUCAUACUAUCCGCGCUUUAGUAAGAUUGUUCACUAUAGUCUUCGCUAUGGCGUGUGUAGGGUCGAAUAGGCUUUGUGCUUAUGUGGAGAAACUGUGUCGGUUUGGACAUUUCACUCAAUUACGAAAGAAAGUUUCGACGACAACGUGUGUGAAAUCGCGUUUGGUGGCUUCUCAAAUGAACGGCGUGUUCUUUCAACAUUCAUGUAUCUUCCAAAAUAAAACGAACAAAUACAGCAGCAAGAUACCUCUAGCUAGAACAACUAGCACUAUGCAAACGCAGAUGCCUGGAUCUUUGCCUGAUUAUCAAAUCGAUCCUUACAGACUUGUAGAGGAUGACCUUAAGGAUAUUUUUGACGAUAUACGACUGGAACUCAUUAACAAUAUUUCCCAAGAAGAGCUGCAACCUAUAAGUACAUAUUAUUUGGAUGGCCAAGGUAAAGCGGUGCGACCUAUGUUUACUAUACUUAUGGCACGAGCUAUUAAUUAUCACAAAGGAAGAAAUGUUCUCUCGCAUUCACAACGACAAAUAGCAAUGAUCUCUGAAAUGAUUCACACCGCUUCCUUAUUACAUGAUGAUGUAAUUGAUCAAUCGGAUAUCCGUCGAGGAAAACCAUCAGUUAAUGUCGUCUGGAAUCACAAUAAAGUAGUCAUGGCAGGAGAUUACAUCUUAGCAAUCGCCUGUACAAUGCUCUCUAGAAUUCAAAAUAACGACGUGACUAUUACUAUCAGUCAGAUUAUUUCUGAUUUGGUACAAGGUGAAUUUAUGCAACUCGGCUCUAGAGAGACAGAAAAUGAAAGGUUUGCACACUAUCUCACAAAAACUUAUCGAAAAACAGCAAGCUUAAUCGCUAAUUGUGUUAAAGCAGUUGCUAUACUUUCUGAAGUUGAUGAUCACAUGAUAGAAAUGGCCUUUCAAUACGGUAGAAAUGUCGGCUUAGCUUUUCAGUUGGUGGAUGAUCUUUUGGAUUUUGUAGCUUCUUCAGAAGCAAUAGGAAAACCCACAGCCGCCGAUCUUAAACUCGGACUAGCCACUGCCCCAGUACUUUUUGCUUGCGAACGGUACCCGGAAUUAAACGCUAUGAUCAUGCGUCGCUUUCAGGAACCUGGAGACGUAGAAAAGGCUUUUGAUUUGGUACACAAAUCAAAUGGUCUCGAACAGACAAGAUUUUUGGCAAAAAAACACUGCGCAGAAGCAAGCAAGAUCGCACAAUCUUUUAUCAAAAGUCCUUAUCAAAAAGCUUUGAUUAUUAUGGCUGAUUUGGUUAUCAAUCGCAUGAAAUAGCAUUACGAUAAAUGCACACUUGAAGAGACGAUUAAUUUUAUAAAUAUUUAUCAUAGUUACACACGUACACAUACACACACUUAUAUCGGAUGAUAAAAUGACCGUAUCUAAUGGUUACGUUCAGAAAACUCAAUGGUUGAGAGAUUAUUAUUUAUGAUAGGACUAUUCUUUAAAACCUGCUACGGUUCCA
Messenger RNA from Pseudomyrmex gracilis, 1805 nucleotides. RefSeq names its product decaprenyl-diphosphate synthase subunit 1 (gene qless). The record is from RefSeq and is a predicted model, not a curated record. Gene Ontology annotation, biological process: isoprenoid biosynthetic process; ubiquinone biosynthetic process. The transcript has 8 exons. Bases 380 to 1615 code for a protein of 411 amino acids. Gene Ontology annotation, molecular function: prenyltransferase activity. Gene Ontology annotation, cellular component: transferase complex; mitochondrion. Lineage: Eukaryota; Metazoa; Arthropoda; Insecta; Hymenoptera; Formicidae.